Messenger RNA from Penaeus vannamei (Pacific white shrimp), 2353 nucleotides. The record is from RefSeq and is a predicted model, not a curated record. NCBI's taxonomy places the organism in Eukaryota, Metazoa, Arthropoda, Malacostraca, Decapoda, Penaeidae.
CCAAACUGUGCACUGGAAAUCUCACUGUACCCCAACGUCAGCGAGAAGCGGAAUGGACCGGAAAGACAAUCGGUUGGAUGGCGGACCACAGCCAGAAGUCAAUCGUUCCCCGCCAGACGCCCAGGACGAAGACCCUGAAGAGGUUAGCGCUCUUCUCCAUGGCGAGGGGGACCUUCAGGACACCCGAUGUGGGAUUGGACCUUUCAAGCCCAAGUGGCUCCAGGCCUUUGCCCGGACAGAGGUAUAUCUCAUCGUAUACUGCAUAGCGGGCAUAGCACACGGUAUGUUCUUCACUUACACUGUAUCUGUCAUCUCUACCAUUGAGAAGAGAUUCAAACUCACAAGCAAGCAGACAGGUGUGAUCCUCACCGGCAACGACAUCUCGCAAGUGAUGCUGUCGCUGUUCCUGAGUUACUAUGGCAACUACGGGCAUCGUCCUCGCUGGAUGGCCGUGGGCGUGAUGUGCGCCGCGGGGUCGGGCUUCGGGGCGGCGCUCCCCCACUUCCUGUACGGGCCGGGGGAGGACGCCCUCGCGCUGGCCAGGGACGCCUCCUCCUCCUCCUCCAGCCUCGAGGGCGACAACCGCACCGAGACGCACGCGGCCGGAGAGCAAGAGCUGUGUUUCUCGCAUCCUGAGGAAAAUUGCGGCGAGGACGGGGGUGGUGGCGGAGCAUACAUGGGCGCCAUCAUACUCUUCUUCUGCUCUCAGUUCUUCGUCGGAAUCGCAGUUAGCAUAUUCUACAGCAUCGGCGUCACUUACUUGGACGAUAACAUCAACAAAAAGGCAUAUCCGGUAUAUUGCGCCCUCUCGUUCAUGCUGCGGAUCCUGGGGCCCGUCCUCGGCUUCUUCGUCGGAGGGAAGUGCCUGUCCACCUGGAUCGACCCGAAGGAGGUUCCUGCCCUCACCACGAAGGACCCGCGCUGGCUCGGCGCCUGGUGGAUAGCAGUUUCUGUUCGCUACCUGUUCAUCGGCUCCAGCCUGAUCUUCUCGGGUAGCCUCCUGUCCCUCUUCCCCCGCAAGCUGCCGGUGACGCUGCGGCGCGAGGCGAAGCGGGUCCUGCGGCAGACGGAGAAGGACCGCAAGGAGGGCGGCGACCGCGGCCUGCAGUACUUCGCUUCCCUCGCCAAGCAGUCCAAGGAAGCCCAGGAGAGGCCGACGCUCCCCAACCUCAAAAAGGCCUUAAAGCGACUCUUCACGAACAAGAUUUGGGUCGGCAACCUCUUCAACACAUCGGUGUUCGUGCUUGCAUCUUCUGGGUACUGGAGUUUUAAGCCCAAAUAUCUUGAAAACCAAUUUCGUAAAAGCUCUACCGAAGCCAACUACUUUACAGGAAUUAUAAGUCUGGUGUCCCUUGUCGUGGGAACAAGUAUAGGCGGCACAGUGUUAAGAUGGGCACAACCUGGACCAAGAUUUGUGACAGGCUACAACAUUUUCAUAACACUACUCAUCGUCUGCUGCUACAUCACACUCAUGUUCAUCGGUUGCCCCAAAUUGCAGAUCGUAGGGCCUGUGGAAGGCUCUCCGAUCCCCGCCUGCUCCUCGACCUGCGGCUGCUCGGCGAAGUACUCCCCCGUGUGCUCCGAGGACCAGACCACGCUCUUCUACUCCCCGUGCUACGCUGGCUGCACCGUCGCCAACGCCUCAGCGAGUCCCAUUACCUACACUAACUGCCGAUGUGUCACUAACUCCACAAUGCAGGAUGAUUAUGCUCCACAGAACACUACUGCUUUCGGAACGGUGACGAGCGGCUACUGCCCUGAGCCAUGUAGUACCUUCUUUUACUACAUCCUCCUCGAGUGCAUUGUGAAAACUGUCGCGUCUACAGGAAGAGUUGGCAACAGCCUCAUCAAUCUCAGAUCUGUGUCAGACGAAGACAAAGGUCUGGCUCUUGGUCUCCUCACCGUCUUCACCAGCCUCUUCGGAUUCAGUCCCGGACCUGUGAUAAUGGGCGCUAUCAUUGACUCCGCGUGCCUGGUGUGGGACACGUCGUGCGGAAAGACCGGCAACUGCUGGCUCUACGAUUCGGACAAGUUCAGGACCAUCAUACACCUCGUGCCUGCGGUCCUCGUGCUUGUGUCUGUGCUUGGGGACUUCGUCGUCUUCCACUACAGUCGGCGGAUGGACUUGUACGGCGAUAGAGAGGACCAAAUACAGCUGGAAAGAGCGCGUCGUGUGGUUGGGGAGAGCGCUGUCGUCUGCAAGAGCCAGAAUCUUGGUCCAGCUGUCGACACUUAGAACGGGAGGUUGUCGAAGUUUGGCUUUAAGAAUAGUUUUCUUUCUUUCUUUUAGUGUUAUUGUUUAUUGUUAUUAAUGUUGCUGUUUGUGAUGCUUUUGUUAUUACCAUAACUAUUA